CGGGGAGGCAGGCCCCCCCGAGAGACCCGUCGGGUUGGAUUGUUUUGGGGGGCGGCGGCGGAAGGGGGGCGCCUGGCCACGGACCUCGUUUUUUCAGACGCCCCCCCCCCACACACACACACACCAGCCCCGGGCCGCUGACGGGGGGCUGAGGGGCGCCGCCAUGCCUCUGCCGCGGUGACGCGCGGGGCCGUGAGGAGAAACCGGGAGAGGAACCGCGACGAGAACCGCAAGGAAAGAAAAAAAAAAAAAAACGGGGAGCGGAACCGUGAGGAGAGAGCCGUGAGGAGGCGCUCGGUCUCCCCGGGGAUGUCCCUCAGGCGGCCGGCGAAAGCGACUCACUCGAGCCCUGGGCAGCGAUGGCAGAGGAACAACAACAGCCGCCACCACAGCAGCCCGAUGCCCAUCAGCAGCUUCCCCUCAGCGCCCCCAACCCCGGGGUGGCUCUGCCAGCCCUUGUGCCCGGGCUGCCAGGGACCGAGGCCAGUGCUCUGCAACACAAGAUCAAGAACUCCAUCUGCAAAACUGUACAAUCUAAAGUGGACUGCAUUUUGCAAGAAGUUGAGAAGUUUACAGACCUAGAGAAACUCUACCUCUACCUUCAGCUGCCUUCUGGUCUCAGCAGUGCAGAGAAAAGUGAUCAGAAUGCCAUGUCAUCUAGUCGAGCACAGCAGAUGCAUGCCUUUUCCUGGAUUCGGAAUACCUUGGAGGAGCAUCCUGAGACUUCACUUCCCAAACAAGAAGUCUAUGAUGAAUACAAGAGCUAUUGUGACAAUCUUGGCUACCACCCAUUAAGUGCUGCUGACUUCGGGAAAAUCAUGAAAAACGUAUUUCCAAACAUGAAGGCACGCCGUUUGGGCACUAGAGGCAAAUCUAAAUAUUGCUACAGUGGACUAAGGAAAAAAGCUUUUGUUCAUAUGCCAACACUGCCCAACCUUGACUUUCAUAAAACUGGAGAUGGAUUGGAAGGAGUUGAACCAUCUGGGCAGCUUCAAAAUAUUGAUGAAGAAGUUAUCUCUUCUGCUUGUCGUCUUGUGUGUGAGUGGGCCCAGAAAGUGUUAAGCCAGCCGUUUGACACAGUCUUGGAAUUGGCCCACUUCCUUGUGAAGAGUCACUAUAUAGGCACCAAGUCAGUGGCAGCUCUGACUGUGAUGGCAGCAGCACCAGCAGGACUCAAAGGAAUCCCCCAGCCUUCUGCUUUUAUACCUACAGCUGAAAGUAAUUCUUUUCAACCUCAAGUAAAGACUUUGCCAUCUCCGAUUGAUGCUAAGCAACAGUUGCAACGGAAAAUUCAGAAAAAGCAGCAAGAACAGAAACUACAAUCCCCAUUGCCAGGAGACUCCUCAGCAAAAAAACCAGAAGGCACUACAGCUAACGGAGUGGCUAAUCUACCCAAUGGAAACCCUGCCAUCCUUUCUCCCCAGCCCAUUGGAAUUGUGGUGGCAGCUGUCCCUAGUCCCAUUCCGGUCCAGCGGACCAGGCAGUUAGUAACUUCACCAAGUCCAAUGAGUUCUCCUGAUGGCAAGGUUCUUCCCCUCAAUGUGCAGGUGGUCACUCAGCACAUGCAGUCUGUGAAACAGACACCAAAGACUCCUCAGAACGUUCCAGCCAGUCCUGGUGGGGACCGUUCUGCCCGGCACCGCUACCCUCAGAUCUUACCCAAGCCAGCAAACACCAGUGCACUCACCAUCCGCUCACCUACAACUGUGCUCUUUACUAGCAGUCCCAUCAAAACUGCUGUUGUACCUGCAUCACACAUGAGCUCUCUAAAUGUGGUGAAAAUGACAACAAUAUCCCUCACACCCAGUAACAGUAAUGCCCCCCUUAAACACUCUGCCUCAGUCAGCAGUGCUACUGGAACAACAGAGGAAUCAAGGAGCGUUCCUCAGAUCAAGAAAGGCUCUGUCGUUUCCCUUCAGUCUCCUGGGUCUAGGGCCAGCAGCACUGGGGGAACUUCUGCUGUGGAAGUCAAAAUGGAACCAGAAGGUUCAUCAGAUGAGCAUCCUCUGCAGUGCCAAGAGAACUCUGAGGAGACUAAAGCUCCCCUAACAACACCUAGUGCCCUUUGGGGGCAGAAAAGUAAUACAGAUGGAGCAGUACCAAAACCUUCCAAUGAAGGUGUCACUGAAGUAAAAGCAACUAAGGUCUGUGACCAGAGGACCAAAUGUAAAAGUCGCUGUAAUGAAAUUCUGCCAGGCAUCUCAGCAGGCAAUAAUCAAAGCACUGUUACUCUCUCGGUUGCUACUCAGAACUUCACCAGCACGAGCUCACCAUCUAAUGGUGACUCAGCAAAUAAAGACCCUAAAUUAUGCACUAAAAGUCCAAGAAAACGACUGUCUGCCACACUGCAAGAGUCUCAGGUGCCCCCUGUAAAGAAACCAAUUGUGGAACAGCUUUCUGCAGUUACCGUAGAAGGUCAGAAACCAGGUACUGUCCAGAAGGACCAAAAGGUGCCACCUUCAGGGAGAACAGAAAGUCCAACAGCAGGUGCUCAGAUGCCUAACAAGGUGUCCGUCAGUGUCGGUUCCCACGUUACAGACGAUCAGCCCUUGAACCCUGCUCUUGUUGCCAGUGAAUCAGUUCUGGAGCAGCAAACGACACCAUCAUCGUCUCCAGAUGUAACAGUAAAACUUGAAGGGAGUGUCUUUCUCUUGGACCAUGAGUCAAAAUCAGAUGGCAGCUUUAAUCCUAACGAAUGGCAACAAGUUCCUAAGGAUUCUGACUUCAUAGCUGCCAGCUGUGAACAGCAGCAAGAUAUUAGUGUUAUGACAAUGCCUGAGCAUUCUGAUAUCCAUGAUUUAGAGAAGUCUGUAUGGGAAUUAGAAGGGAUGCCACAGGACUCAUACAGCCAGCAGCUACAUAGCCGGAUCCCAGAAUCUUCUUUGAAUCAAAUACAAGCACAGUCUUCAGAUCAGUUACCAUUGCAGUCCGAACUGAAAGAGUUUGAGUCUUCUGUUUCCCAGACAAAUGAAAGCUACUUUCCUUUUGAUGAUGAACUUACACAAGAUAGCAUUGUGGAAGAGCUGGUGCUAAUGGAGCAGCAGAUGUCGAUGAAUAAUUCACAUUCUUAUGGUAACUGCUUGGGAAUGACCCUUCAGAGUCAGUCAGUAACUCCAGGAGCUCCAAUGUCAUCUCAUGCUUCCAGCACCCACUUCUAUCAUCCAAUCCAUAGCAAUGGCACUCCAAUUCACACACCUACACCCACACCCACUCCUACACCAACCCCAACCCCAACCCCAACCCCAACAUCUGAAAUGAUUGCUGGGUCUCAGAGUCUAUCACGGGAGAGCCCUUGCUCCAGGCUUGCCCAGACGACACCUGUGGAUAGUGCUUUAGGAAGUAGCCGACACACACCCAUUGGUACUCCGCAUUCUAAUUGCAGCAGUAGCGUCCCUCCAAGCCCUGUUGAAUGCAGGAAUCCAUUUGCAUUCACCCCAAUAAGCUCCAGUAUGGCUUAUCAUGAUGCCAGCAUUGUCUCAAGCAGUCCUGUGAAACCAAUGCAAAGACCCAUGGCCACACACCCUGAUAAAACCAAGCUUGAGUGGAUGAAUAAUGGGUAUGGUGGGGUUGGUAAUUCAUCAGUUUCUGGCCAUGGCAUUCUCCCAAGCUAUCAGGAACUAGUAGAAGAUCGUUUCAGGAAACCCCAUGCCUUUGCUGUGCCUGGACAGUCAUACCAGUCUCAGUCCAGACACCAUGACACUCACUUUGGUCGUUUGACUCCCGUCUCUCCUGUGCAGCAUCAAGGUGCCACUGUAAACACCAACAAGCAAGAAGGGUUUGCAGUCCCUGCUCCUCUUGAUAACAAAGGAACGAAUUCAUCUGCCAGCAACAACUUCAGGUGCCGGAGUGUGAGCCCUGCUGUCCAUCGCCAACGGAAUCUUAGUGGAAGCACCCUCUAUCCUGUGUCUAAUAUCCCACGGUCUAAUGUAACCCCCUUUGGAAGUCCAGUAACCCCAGAAGUUCAUGUUUUCACAAAUGUUCACACAGAUGCAUGUGCCAACAACAUAGCUCAAAGAAGUCAGUCAGUUCCCUUGACUGUCAUGAUGCAGACAGCUUUCCCAAAUGCUCUGCAGAAGCAAACAAACAGUAAAAAGAUCACUAAUGUUUUGUUGAGUAAACUCGAUUCUGACAGUGAUGAUGCAGUGAGAGGUUUGGGAAUAAACAACAUGCCCUCCAAUUAUACAGCCCGGAUGAAUCUCACUCAGAUUUUGGAAACGUCCUCUGUUUUUCCUAGUGCCAAUUCACAAAAUAUGAUCGAUUCCAGCACUUCUGUUUAUGAAUUCCAAACACCAUCUUACCUCACCAAAAGUAAUAGCACCGAUCAGAUCAGUUUUUCUCCUGGAGAUAAUCAAGCACAAUCUGAAAUUGGAGAACAGCAAUUAGAUUUCAAUAGCACUGUUAAAGACCUGUUGAGUGGAGACAGCCUGCAAACCAGCCAGCAGCUGGGUCAGGUAACAUCGGAGCUCACCAACACUGCAUCUGAUUUCCCUAGCGACAUCAGGUUGUCUUCUGACCUCUCAGGCAGCAUCAAUGAUUUGAACACCUUAGACCCAAAUCUACUGUUUGAUCCAGGUCGUCAGCAGGGACAGGAGGAUGAAGCCACACUGGAAGAAUUAAAGAAUGACCCACUGUUUCAACAGAUUUGCAGUGAGUCAAUGAACUCCAUGACUUCAUCAGGUUUUGAAUGGAUAGAAAGCAAGGACCAUCCUACUGUUGAAAUGUUGGGAUAAAUUGUGUUUUAUAAUAUGUAGCACACUGUAUCUAAAGACAUAUGUAUUGUAUUUGUCUUAAUGGAAGUGCCUCCCGCAGCAGAAACACUAUUAAUUGUGACAUUUUAAAAGCGUUUGCUGCAGAAGUGGUUUCUUCUUCAGUAGGAAAUGGUUAGACUUGCCUCAGUUCUGGACAAGUUUCUGAAGACAGUAGGCUGUAGAGCAAGUAUUAGGUUUUAAAUUUUAUAAUGUUCCCCAUUUAAUCACAUUUGCUAGUAAAGAAUCCAGCUUUUUACAAGA
Peromyscus eremicus (cactus mouse) is the source of this 5009-nucleotide messenger RNA. RefSeq names its product regulatory factor X7 (gene Rfx7). The coding region runs from base 360 to 4730 and encodes 1456 amino acids. Gene Ontology annotation, biological process: regulation of transcription by RNA polymerase II. The transcript has 10 exons. Gene Ontology annotation, molecular function: RNA polymerase II cis-regulatory region sequence-specific DNA binding; DNA-binding transcription factor activity, RNA polymerase II-specific. The record is from RefSeq and is a predicted model, not a curated record. Lineage: Eukaryota; Metazoa; Chordata; Mammalia; Rodentia; Cricetidae.